This is a messenger RNA of Lingula anatina, 1095 nucleotides long. Its product is annotated as 3-galactosyl-N-acetylglucosaminide 4-alpha-L-fucosyltransferase FUT3-like. Lineage: Eukaryota; Metazoa; Brachiopoda; Lingulata; Lingulida; Lingulidae. Gene Ontology annotation, cellular component: membrane. Gene Ontology annotation, molecular function: fucosyltransferase activity. The record is from RefSeq and is a predicted model, not a curated record.
AUGCGUUACCCAGUUACUACAGCAAAAGUUGUGACAAAGGAAAGCGAAACCACUACGUAUUCUGAUACGAAGGUAACCCGUGGGCCGUCCGGCAAGCCUAAGCUGAUCUUGUCCUGGACCCCAGGGCCCGGAUGGGACUACAUGCACCUCAGGGACUACGCCAAGCCGGUCUUUAAAUCCCUUGGCUGUAAAAUAGACAACAGUAUCUACACUGAGGAUAAGUCUUUGGCUGAUAAAAGCGACGCUUUUGUUUUUAUAGCCAGAAGUUUGGGAAGGAAACCUAAAAAACUGCCUCACCAGCGCUGGGUGUGGGUGACGCACGAGAGCUCAUGUUACUCCGGCGAGGCCGGUGGUGCUUGGGCGGGAAUGUUUAAUUGGACGAUGACAUUUCGGCGAGAUUCCACAAUUUUCACACCGUAUCAGUAUGUUGUGGAGCGGGAAAAACCUCUUGUCAAGAAUUUCACGGCAAUAGCACUGAAGAAGACGAAGUUAGUGGCUUGGGUGGUCAGUAACUGUCACACUAAGAGUAAUCGAGAGAGGUACGUCGCAGAGUUAAAGAAGCACAUCCCCGUUGACGUGUACGGUGGGUGUGGUCCGUUAAAAUGUUCCAAACGGGACAACGAAAGAUGUCUGGAGAACAUUAAUACGAACUACAAGUUUUACCUGUCCUUUGAGAAUAGUAUCUCAACGGAUUAUGUCACAGAGAAAUUUUGGAAAAUGUUGGAUCGAGACAUAGUGACGGUUACGAGAGGUCCGGCCAAUUAUUCCAGGGUUGGAAUAAAACCCGAAUGGCAUAUCAAUACGAACGAUUUUAAAUCUCCAAAAGAUUUAGCAGCCUAUCUGAAAUAUUUGGACAAAAAUGUGACGGCUUAUAAUUAUGUUCAAUAUUUAGAGUGGAAGAAUCAGUACACCACAGGGAACCGACUGAAGGCGUACUGCGACCUCUGUGCCAAGUUAAACGACCCCAGUGAGCCAGUCACGUGGUUCCAGCCAGGGACGCUGGCCAACUGGUUUAACAAGGGUCACUGUAUAGAACCCAAAUACUUGAAUUUUAAACGCAGAAAAAGACGCCAAACAGACACUUUUAUAUAUUAA